Messenger RNA from Striga asiatica, 660 nucleotides. The record is from the annotation of a GenBank genome assembly. NCBI's taxonomy places the organism in Eukaryota, Viridiplantae, Streptophyta, Magnoliopsida, Lamiales, Orobanchaceae.
AUGACAAACCGAAACAACGAGAACGAUGAGCCGAGCAACCACCCCGCCUGCGCCGCCUGCAAGAACCAGCGCAAGAAGUGCGCCGUCGGCUGCCUCCUCCGCCCCCACUUCCCGGCGUCCGAACCCGAGGCGUUCGCCGCCGUCCACAAGGUGUUCGGCGUUGCCAACGUCACCAAGAUGCUGCGGGAGGCCCAAUCCCCCGCCGACCAGUACGAGAUUGCCCGGUCCCUCCACUGGGAAUCCGCGAUGUGGGUCCGCGACCCGGUCCGCGGGCCCUACGGGUUAUUCGCCCGGGUCCAGGACGAGAACCAGGCCCUCCGGGAACACGCCAACCGGCAGCGCCUCCUGCUUUCCCAGUUUAUUGGGCCCGGCGAUCCAAGGGGCAAUUACGGAAAUUCGAUGGCGGCCGAACCGGAGGGCGGGCCGGUGGCGUAUCGGCCGGAAUUCGAGCCGGGGUUCGUUUUCCAGCAGCAGUUGGAUGGGAAUGUGAAUUUGAUUAGGCGGCCGCUGGUGUACGGGCCCGGUGGCCCCGUUGGGCAAUUUGGUCAUUUUGUCGGGCCGCAAGAGGGCAGUAGUAUGAGGGCAAAUCAGGAAUUUGACUACGGGUCAUGGCCGCAGGACCAAAAUCACAGGAGCCCUAAGCAGGAGAAGUUUCAAUAG